Funneliformis caledonium is the source of this 258-nucleotide messenger RNA. NCBI's taxonomy places the organism in Eukaryota, Fungi, Glomeromycota, Glomeromycetes, Glomerales, Glomeraceae. The record is from the annotation of a GenBank genome assembly.
AUGUUCUCGAAUACCAAGGAUGCUACCUUAUGUAGACCAAUGCCUUCAUUUGAAAUUGUAUAUGUUGAGAAUGGAAUUUUUCACGAUUUCACCUUUGAUAAUUAUUUAGGGAAAUACAUCGUUUUGUUCUUUUACGAUAUAAAGGAUAAUCCUAAAGUUUGUCCCGAAGAGAUCAUUACAAUAUCCAAGAAUAUGAAAUUAUUCAAAGAAUUAGAUGUGGUUUUAUUAGCGGUAUCAAAUGACAAUGUUUUCACGUAA